Molecule: messenger RNA, 1376 nt
Organism: Boeremia exigua
Lineage: Eukaryota; Fungi; Ascomycota; Dothideomycetes; Pleosporales; Didymellaceae
Product: acyl-CoA dehydrogenase
Exons: 2
Coding region: 1-1326 (441 amino acids)
Molecular function (GO): flavin adenine dinucleotide binding; acyl-CoA dehydrogenase activity
Source: RefSeq, a predicted model, not a curated record
AUGUCAUCAAAGUCGAAUAAAGAGCCUGAUCAAUGGACAUUUGGAUCCCGAAUCCCAUACGCUGAGAACUCCUGGGCUGCUGGCGCACCAAGUCCUUAUUAUAAUGACUCGCAUCGAAGGUUGCGCAAGGCCUUACGCACAUGGAUGGAAAACAAAAUCAUACCCCAUGUGAGCGAGUGGGAAGUAACCGCGAACAUCCCUGAUAGCGUAUACCAGGAAGCUGCUCGAGCUGGGAUUCUCCUACCAACAGCAUCAGGGAAAAGUAUAGAUCCGACUCUAGCGAAACGGUAUCCAAUUAUCGGAAAUAUCGAUCCGGGAGAAUGGGAUGGCUUCCACGAUUUCAUUCUCCACGACGAGUUUGGUCGUGUCGGUGGCAUUGGUUUAGAAAAUGGACUUCUCGGCGGCGCGACACUUUGUACUCCAGCGAUCAUGAAGUUUGGCUCCAAGUCGCUGAAAGACGCGAUUUUGGACGACGUUCUUUCCGGGAAGGCUCGACUAGCACUCGCUAUCACGGAGCCUGAGGCUGGAAGUGACGUACGAGGUCUACAAACGGAGGCAGUAGUCUGCCCUGACGGGAAGGCGUUCAUCGUAAACGGCCAGAAGAAGUGGAUCACCGGCGGCAUGUACGCGACGUACUUCUUGACUCUCGUAAAGGAGGUCUCUGGCUCGUUCACUCUCAUAGUCGCCAAACGAUCCAAAGGCUUGUCAACGCGACACAUGGUAAUGUCUGGCUCGAACUCUGCAGGCACGGCUUUCGUUGACUUCGACGAUGUGUACGUCCCUCUCGAUAUGGUCGUAGGCGAGCGAGGCCAGGGUCUCAAGUACAUCAUGUCCAACUUCAACCACGAGAGACUAUUUAUUGCGAUGCAAUCUAUGCGAUGCUCUCGGGUCUGCCUAGAGGAUUCAAUAUCUUUUGCACUGACUCGAGAAACGUUCGGGAAGCGUCUCAUCGACCAUCCAGUCAUACGAUAUAAAGUUGCGAACAUGAGUCGCCAGGUUGAAGCACUCGGUGCUUGGCUUGAAAGCCUCAUCUUCCAGCUUCAAAAUCUUUCCCCAACUGAGGCAGAUUUUCUCCUCGCAGGCACCACUGCCCAAAUUAAGGCUCAUUCUGGCAUUGUACUCGAGCUCGUUGUGAGAGAUGCUGUACAAAUGAUGGGAGGCUUAGGACUUACACGAGGUGGAAGGGGUGAGCGGGUAGAGCGUAUCUGGAGAGACGUGAAGGCGAUCACUGUGCCUGGAGGAAGCGAGGAAAUCAUGCUUGACCUCAGUGCUCGAAGAGCAAUCAAGAUCUACGAAGAGAUCCAAAAGAGUGCUGCCAAGUUGUAGUGUUAGAAUUAUGUAGAGAGUCUUUGGCAAUCCUCCGUCUUAAUAUUGAC